AAUCUACAAGAAAGUUCUCUUUAAUAUUUUGUCAGUUUCAUAAUAGAGGAAGCAACAUGUAUACUAUAAUAGAACUAGUAUAUAACUUACAUUUAAAUAUUUGUAUAUAUCUAUGUCCCUAGUUCAUUCCAUUCAUUAUCAACCAUGGAAGCUCCUCCUUUGCACUUAGCUAUGUUUCCAUGGUUUGCUAUGGGACAUUUCACACCAUUUCUUCACCUCUCUAACAAAUUAGCACAAAGAGGACACAAAAUCUCAUUCUUCAUUCCCAAAAAAACACUCAACAAGUUACAGCAUCUAAACCUUCAUCCACAUCUUAUAACAUUUUUCACUAUCAAUGUUCCUCAUGUUGAUGGUCUUCCUUAUGGUGCUGAAACAACUUCAGAUGUCCCCUUUUCUUUAUUCCCUCUUAUUGCUACAGCCAUGGAUCAAACUGACAAAGAAAUUGAACUUCUUCUAAAGGAACUAAAACCACAAAUAGUUUUCUUUGAUUUUCAAUAUUGGCUCCCAAACUUGACUAAAAAACUUGGCAUCAAAAGUGUUCAAUACAUGAUAAUAAAUCCAAUGACAACAGCUUACCUUGGAACUGGACCAAGACAAAGCCAAGGAAGAGAGUUAACUGAAGCUGAUCUCAUGAAACCACCGUCAGGCUUCCCUGGUUCAUGCAUCAAGUUUCAUUCAUACGAACUUCGAUACCUAGCUUCAAUAGGGAAUGUUGUAUUUGGAAGUGGUGUUUUGUUAAUGUAUCGUUUGGACACAGGUACAAGUUUGGCAGAUGCAAUUGGUUACAAAGGAUGCAAAGAAAUUGAUGGACCAUAUGUUGAAUAUCUUAGAACUAUUUAUGGAAAGCCUGUUCUGCUUUCAGGUCCUCUUUUACCAGAGCCAACCUUAUCUAGUUUAGAGGAAAAAUGGGUAUCAUGGCUUAAGGGAUUCAAACUUGGUUCUGUGGUUUAUUGUGCAUAUGGAAGUGAAAGUGCAUUAGAACAUAAUCAAUUCAAAGAGUUGUUGCUUGGUCUUGAGUUAACAGGUUUUCCAUUUCUUGUGGCUCUUAAGCCUCCAAUUGGAUUUGAGUCUAUUGAAGAGGCUCUCCCACAAGGGUUCAAUGAAAGAGUCAAAGGAAGAGGGAUUAUUUAUGGAGGUUGGGUGCAGCAACAAUUGAUUUUAGAACAUUCAUCUGUUGGGUGUUUUAUAACACAUUGUGGAGCUGCUUCUAUAACUGAGGGACUCGUUAAUAUGUGUCAAUUGGUGUUGUUGCCUCAUGUCGGUAGUGAUCAUAUAAUGAAUGCAAGAAUGAUGAGUGCAAAGUUGAAAGUUGGUGUGGAAGUUGAGAAAGGUGAAGAAGAUGGAUUGUUUACAAAAGAAAGUGUGUGUAAGGCUGUGAAUACUGUCAUGGAUGAAGAGAAUGAGGUUGGAAGAGAAGUUAGAGCAAAUCAUGCCAAACUGAGAAACAUCCUUCUUAGCAACAAUUUAAAAUCUUCAUGUGUUGAUAGUUUCUGUCAAGAACUUUAUGAUUUGGUCUAGCAUUUUUAGUUAUAAUAAUAAUAUUGAAUAUUGCUAAAUAAGUUUGUUUAUUAAUAAUAAGAAUGUACUAUUAAUUUCAGUAGAGUAAACAAUAUUCCAAUUCCAAAUCAUACAACACUUAUUUACUUGGUAUUUUGGACUUCCAGAUAAUUUUUAUUUGAAUCCAACCAGAUUGAUCAAAACAUACAGAUUUUUAUAUUGAAA
Cicer arietinum (chickpea) is the source of this 1722-nucleotide messenger RNA. RefSeq names its product cyanidin 3-O-galactoside 2''-O-xylosyltransferase FGGT1 (gene UGT79B24). Lineage: Eukaryota; Viridiplantae; Streptophyta; Magnoliopsida; Fabales; Fabaceae. The record is from RefSeq and is a predicted model, not a curated record. Gene Ontology annotation, molecular function: UDP-glucosyltransferase activity.